Molecule: messenger RNA, 1459 nt
Organism: Hermetia illucens (black soldier fly)
Lineage: Eukaryota; Metazoa; Arthropoda; Insecta; Diptera; Stratiomyidae
Exons: 5
Coding region: 158-1390 (410 amino acids)
Source: RefSeq, a predicted model, not a curated record
AUCUAAGCAUUAGGCAAUUCUUCUUGAAAUGUUGAAAUUCGAACGUUUAAAUUGUAGAUACGAAAUUCAAUUUUGAACAAAACGGUCCCCGUAUUCGCAGUGUUUUCAUAUAGGAAAUUUGAGAAGGCGAAAAGUUAUCUAAAGGAAUUAUUCUGAGAUGACUGCAAAAGGAGUUGACGAUGGAAUCAAGCUGGUAACGGAGGACUUGUUCCAUGAUAUCCUGGAAAAACAAUUUGGAAGGUGCACUAUCAAAAAGUUUACAGUAGUGAGCAGCUCAGGUGCAGGUGAAAAUUACGCGUGCUCAUUAUAUCGUGUCACCAUUGAAAUCGAGAAAGAAGAUGGAACCGAAGAUUCAGUACGGUAUCUUACCAAAAUGGUGCCUCCUAACGACCCGAAUGCCCAAAUGAAAAAAUAUUUGGAGAUUUUCCCCAAAGAGGCUUUAAUGUACGAGAAGGCUAUCCCCAAAUUAGAAGAGGUUUUCCAGGAAAAUAAUAUGAAGAUUUCCAUUGGCCCAAAGUGUUGGAAGGUGGUCAAUAAUCUUGAAAUGCUGAUUAUAGAGGAUUUAGGAGUGCGAAAAUUCUCCAAUGCGGAUCGUCUUAACGGAAUGGAUAUUGAACAUGCCAAAAUGGUUCUAUCGAAGUUGGCACAGUUUCAUGCCGCCUCCGCUUGUGUUUUUGAAAAAGAUAGUACUUUCUCCAAGCAAAUAAUAUCUUCACUAAUGAGUGAACAGGCGUUUGGCUUUUUCCGAAUAAUGCAGCCCAUGUUAUGGGGAACUAUAAUAAAGUAUUUGAAGAUGUGGGAAACUUGUCAGGAAUAUGUGAAUCGAAUGGAAGAAAUGGUGAGUAGAAUGGGGGACCUGUACGUUGAUGUAUAUACACCAAAACCAGAUGAAUUCAAUGUACUUUUACAUGGAGAUCUAUGGGUCAACAAUAUAAUGUUUCAACAUGAUGAAAACGGCCAACCCAAGGACAUUUUGUUGAUCGAUUACCAAAUGGCAAGAUAUGGCUCCCCGGUGCAAGAUUUGAUAUAUUUUAUCUUGUCCUCCACUGAAUAUUCAAUCAAAGUCAGCGAGUUUGAUUACAUGAUUAAAUAUUACCACAGAGAAUUGGUAAAAAAUUUAGAGCUCCUCAAAUAUCCUAAAGCGCCACCAACACUUAUAGAUCUACAUGUUGCCGUUGUAAAAAAAUGUUACUUAGGCAUUGUUGUCAGCACCGGUGUUAUGCCCAUGGCACUUCUGGACCCCAGUGAGGACGCCAAUAUGGACAAUUUCAUGAAAGACAAUGAGGCUGGACAUAAAUUUAGGCUAGAUAUGUACUUGAAUCCGCGGUUAAUAAGGGCAUGUGAAUCGAUAUUUCCAUUUUUAGAAAAUCGAGGAGCUUUCGAUAUCUAAUAUGCGAAAGUAAAUAUGUAAUUCGGGAUGUUGCAUUUCUAGUAAUAAAUGUAGUGCUUUGGAAAUUGG